Durusdinium trenchii is the source of this 762-nucleotide messenger RNA. Lineage: Eukaryota; Dinophyceae; Suessiales; Symbiodiniaceae. The record is from the annotation of a GenBank genome assembly.
AUGUGGUUGCUGGGGUGGCCCUGGCUUGUGUCAUUCGCAGACUUGGGGACUGCUUUGCGAACUCAUCAGGAUCUGACAGGAUGUGAGUAUCGCCAGCUAUUGAGUGCUGAAGUUACAGAGACUUGGUGGGGGAACGUGGAGGUGAAGUAUUGCGGAACAUCGAUGGUUCUGACCAGCUCGGCGUCCCAAGCGGAUGCUUGGGCCGAGGUGAAUUGGUUGCUUCCCAGCCUUCAGGAACAACAGUUUGACGAAGAAGACCUCGCCAUCCUGAAAAAGCACUUGGGAAGUUAUCAGUACUCCAUGGCUGUUGGAAUGCUGGGCCGAGGCCUAGUACCUUCAGAACCUAGCAAUAUGGAGUGGGGGUUCAAAGGUUCCGGCGCAGCUCUUGUCAAAUCAGUUCUGUCCUUUGAGGUGAAGUUGGGCGAUGCUCUCAACAAGUUGCCAUCGACCACUGGAGAUUUGUGGCGGGGUGCCUGGCUACCUCCGGAGACACUUGAGACCAUCACCAACGCCUUCGCUCAGGGUUCCAGUGUGAAGUUUCCCUGGUUUCAGUCCACCACCACCGACAAGACACACUCCUACACCUUCAUUCACAGCAAGUGGCAGCCUGCUUAUUGCGCUCCGAACUGUGAGAAGAGAGGCUAUGCCUUCCCUGUCCACUUCCACAUUCAGAGCUGCCUUGCCAAGAAUGUGACUGAAUGGAAUGCGGAUGAGAAAGAACUUCUUCUGCUUCCCAAUUUACCUUUUAAGUCAACAAGGUGA